AUUACAAUUGCUCUGCUUGUGCAAUUGUUGUCUUAGAUCUAGAUCCUCUCUUAGAAAAAUCUUGGCAUUUUCUGGAUUAUGGUUUCAACCUGGUGGGAGCUCUUCUUCGGGGACUUUGAGUGACCUUCUGGAAAAGUACUUUGGAGGAUGGGGAUCAUGCAGGUUCUUUCUGACAUUUUGUCUAAUAUUAGGAGUUCUUUUGUUUCUCAACCGUGAAUAAAUGGCUUAGAUCAUUUUAACAAUGAAGCCUUGCAAAUUUUGGAACAGCACUGACCACCUAGGAGUGAUUAAGGACGUGAUAAACAUAUUGUAACUUAAGGAUGAUAAAAAUCACUAAUUGUCUGGUGACUGCCUAGCAGGCUGAGCUCUGGCUCUCUGUGGUUACUAAGCUGUUACAGGAAGGACACAGUUCAGUUUCUCUGACUGAGGAAAUCGAAAGCUAUGAGCAUUGAUAGGAGGAGCCUUGUUGUGCUUCAUCUCCUCUGUCCCGGGCUGUGAGUGCAGUGUGAGACACCCAGUGUUGCUCAAGUUAUUAAGUGACUCUCCAGUGCUUUUUCUCCUGGUGAUCUUUGAAAACAUCUUAUUUUCUUAACACUUCAAGAAAUCUUAUUUCUCAAGUAAAACAACAGCCGCCUGCUGAAGCUCUCAAGAGGUAGACUAUUGCUGAAGACACUUCCAAGGAGGCUCACCCAUAACUUGAGAAAUGGUGAAUGAAUACAAGAAAAUUGUUCUCCUGAAAGGAUUGGAGGUCAUCAGUGAUUAUCACUUUAGCAUGGUUAAGUCCUUACUGGCCAAAGAAUUAAAACUGACUAGGAAAAUGCAAGAUGAGUACAACAGAAUUAAGAUUGCUGACUUGUUGGAAGACAAGUUUCAAAAUGAUGCCGGGCUGAACAAGCUGAUAUCGGUGCUCAAAGACAUACCGAUGCUUGAGGAACUUGCAGGAGAACUCAAAAGAGAGAAGAUGAAAGUAAAACCAAAAACCCCAGUGAAAAAGAAGCAAGAGGUAGAUCCUGUCGCAUGUACAUCGAUCACCAGCGACACAAUGAAGACCCCUGAAUCUCAGAAAAGAAAAAAAGCAAGCUUAGAAAAGACUGAAACCAAAAAGAAUAAGAUUUCUGGAAGCAAAACAAUUAAGAAGCCUGAGGAUCAGACUCAUCCUUCCUGUUCUACACUAGCCAGUGUGACCGCAAGCAUGGACCAUUUUCUGCCUGCUCAGAUGCCAGCAUCAACUCUAUUCAGAGCUCCCUCAACAGAGCAUCAGAAAAAGGCCCAAUGUCAUUUGGCUUCCAGAAGAAGUGUCCUCCACAAAGGCCCAAUGAUCGUGAUGGUGCUGAAAGCAACAGACCCAUUUGAAUAUGAGUCUGCCGAAGAGGGGAAAAGUUCAAUGUUCCACACCACAGUGGCUACUGAGAAUCAGUUUUUCCAAGUGAAGGUUUUCAACACCAACCUGAAAGAGAAAUUUACAAAAAAUAAGGUCAUUACUAUCUCUAAUUACCUUGAGUGCAAAGGAAUCUUGGAGGUAAAUGACGUAUCAGUUGUGUCUGAAGCUGGUCUUGACCAAAAGAUCGAGGUCCCCAACAGUGUUAUCAAGAGAGCAAAUGAAACUCCCAAGAUCGAUCAUCUUCAUAAACAAGCACCAGGAACAUUAGUGUAUGGGUUGUUUAUGCUACAUACGAAAAAAGUGAACAAGAAGAACACAAUCUAUGAAAUACAAGAUAAUACAGGAAAGAUAGACGUGAUGGGGAGUGGGAAAUGGCACAAUAUCCAGUGUGAUGAAGGGAAUAAACUUCGACUCUUCUGCUUUCAACUGAGAACAAUCAACAAGAAGCUAACACUGGUGUGUGGAGAUCACAGUUUCAUUAAGGUCAUCAAGAGCGCAAAGAACAAGAAGAGAGAAAGCAGUGCUAAUUUAAGCCUGGAACUUGAAGUACAGAACUUCCCUAUAAAUCAUUUCAGUGAUACGAUUAAAGUUGAGACUUGCUCAUCCGUAACUUGAGAGAUGGUGAACGAAUACAAGAAAAUUGUCCUGCUGGUGGGGCUAGAGGCCAUUAAGGAUUAUGAAUUUAGAUUGAUUAAGUCCUUAUUGGCCAAAGACUUAAAACUGACUAGAAAUAUGCAAGAAGAUUAUGACAGAAUUAGGAUUGCUGACUUGAUGGAAGAGAAGUUCCAAAGGGAUGCUGGGCUGGGAAAACUGAUAACACUCUGCAAAGACAUUCCGGCACUUGCAGACCUCGCGGAAACUCUUAAAACUCGGAGGUUGAAAGUUAAAAGGAAAUCCAAAGGGGAAAAAAAAUCUACAGGGAAAAAAGUGGAGCAGGAUGAAUCUCCUACUGCCCAGUCCAGGUCCACAACAAACACAGAUUCGGAACCAGAGUCAGAGGAGGAGAUACCUUCGUUGAAGCACCAAAAAAGAAAACCUACCUCUGUCAAGAAGAAAGAAAGACUAAAAUUGUCUCAAGAAAACAAAAUGAAAAAAUCUGAAGACCCUGAGAGAACACAGCUUCCCCCAGAACAGGGUCGGUUUAUGGAACCUUCAGCAACCAGCGAAGAACAAACUGCGGUCUGUCCCCAGACUCCUCAUGGGGCUCCACCAGAACCAUCCAAUAGUCCUCCAGUCAAGCGACCCAAGAUCAAGAAGUCUGUACCGUUGGUGAAUAAGCAAGAAAAAAUUUCUUCAAGUUUUCAGGAGGGGCAGGAAAUGGAAGCCACGAAUAGCAAAACAAAUAACGUGAAGGCCCAGGAAUCUCAGGGACAGCGUCAACUUCCACAACUGUCAGAAAUUGGCGUAAAACCACCUCAGUGUAUUAUCCACACUCAUCAGAUGCCUCCAACAGCACCAACCAGCAGUGUCCACACUCCUCAGAAGCCUCCAACAGCACCACCCAGCAGUGUCCACACUCUUCAGAAGCCUCCAACAGCACCAUCCAGCAGUGUCCACAUUCCUCUGAAGCCUCCAACAGCACCAUCCAGCAGUGUCCACAUUGCUCAGAUGUCUCCAACAGCGCCACCCAGCAGUGUCCACACUCUUCAGAAGCCUCCAACAGCACCAACCAGCAUUGUCCACACUCCUCAGAAGCCUCCAACAUCACCAACCAGCAGUGUCCACACUCUUCAGAAGCCUCCAACAGCACCAACCAGCAUUGUCCACACUCCUCAGAAGCCUCCAACAGCACCAUCCAGCAGUGUCCACAUUCCUCAGAAGCCUCCAACAGCACCAUCCAGCAGUGUCCACACUGCUCAGAUGUCUCCAACAGCGCCACCCAGCAGUGUCCACACUCCUCAGAAGCCUCCAACAGCACCACCCAGCAGUGUCCACACUCCUCAGAUGCCUCCGACAGCCCCAUCUGGCAAAACCAACACCUUUCACUUACUUUUAACAUUACCCAGCGGAGUCCAGACCUCUCAUAUGUCUCCCCCAGAUCCAUCAGGCAGAAUCCAGACUCCUCAUUUUUCUCCAACAUCAUCCAGAGGAAUCCAGGGUCCUCACACAUCUCCAACAUCAUGCAGCAAAAUCCAGACUCCUCAGGUGCCUCCGGCAGCACCAGCUGGCAGAACCCCCACUCCACAGUUACCUCGAACAUCACCCAGUGAGUUCCAGACCACUCACGUAUCUCUAACAUCAUCCAGCAGAGUCCAGACCCCUCACAUGUGUCCCGAAGAUCCAUCAGGCAAAAUCCAGACUCCUCAUUUUUCUCCAACGUCAUCCAGAGGAAUCCAGGGUCCUCAUUCAUCUCCAGCAUCAUCCAGUAGAAUCCAAACUCCUCAGAUGCAUCCCACAGAACCAUCCACCAUAAUCCAGAAUCCACAAGUGGGGCCAGCAACACCAUCUGCCAGUCUGCAGACUCCUCAGAAGACUGUGACAUCUUUCAGCAGUUGCUUACCCACGAAUCCAAGAUUGAAAACUGUACCUAAAGAAGCCUCUGAAGAAUGUGGUCACCAGAAGGGCCCCAAAGAAGUAGUGGUGUUGAAAGUAACAGAACCAUUUACUUAUGAGUUCAAAGAAGGCGGGAAGAAGAUGUUUCAUGCUACAGUGGCCACUGAGAGCGAAUUCUUCCGAGUGAAAGUUUUCGACAUCAACUUGAAGGACAAAUUCAUCCCAAAGACAGUUAUUGCCAUAUCCGAUUACAUUGGCCGCAACGGGUUCCUGGAGCUAUACAGUGCUUCAACUGUGUCUCAUGUGAGCGCAGACAGAAAGAUGGAGAUCUCAAAGACACUGAUUAAAAAUGCUAAUGCAACUCCUAAAAUUGAGUAUCUUUGCUCAAGAAGCACAACAAAAUACGUGAAUGGGGUGUACAUGGUGUAUAAGAAAAAUGUGAGGGAAGAUUGCACUUAUUAUGAAAUACAAGAUGAUACCGGGAAGAUGGAAGUGGUGGUGUAUGGACGGCUGACCUAUAUCAACUGUGAAGAAGGAGAUAAACUUAAUCUCUUCUGUUUUGAAUUGACCUUGAAUGCAGAUAAGUGGCAGCUGAGAUCUGUUUUCCACAGUUACAUCAAGGUAAUCAAGGGCAACAAAUCCAAGAUAUGUCCAUUCAAUCGUGAUUCAAAUGUGGACACUUCACAAGAAUCCUCCUUAAAGCCAGGAUACCAUUGAUAACAGUGCUCAUGGAGAUGAGAUCCAAGUACAGAAAAAAAUAUAUGUAUAUAUACUUGAAAUAUAUUACAAACAAAAACCAGCUUUAGUCUGUGGCUGUCACUCAGUGGUGCUGUGCUCCCCUAGCAAGCAUAAAGCCCUGGGCUCAAUACCCAGCACCACAAAAAUAAAUGAAUAAUAAAUAAAUUUAAAAACAAAUAUGAUAUUCAUUGCUUCUAGAAAAUGGGAUUUAGAAGAGCCUUCUACUUUCUACUUGUCUGUAUUUCUAAAUUCCAUAUUUUACAUAGAUAAUAUUUAUAUUUUAAAAAAAUAAUAAUAUUUUUUUCUAGAGCAAUGCUAGGCUCUAGUCACAAUUGAAUAGGCUAUGACCUGCUAAAAAAAAAAAUAAAAAAGUUUGGUGUAUGCGGCCUGGGGUAUAAUUGCAAAUCCCUUUGUCCUGGAAGGGUGGAUAUCUGAGAAUCUGUCUCCUAAAGGGGCCACAAUCAGGUACAUUGUCCAUGUGGAGGUGUUUGUUGUCUGGUUAUUUGCAUGAACACACUAGUAUGAUAAAAGAAUUUCUGCCCCUCCCUGAUGUACUCCCUAUCUGAAAUAUGCAGUUCCAUUCAUCUACCCAAGUACCAACAGACCUCCGUGGCUAUCCCUCCACAAUUCCUCCUCCUUACAUUCCUGUGUGUGAAUCCAUCAGGAAGUUGUCCCAGGCACUUCUGCAGUAGGCAAUCACUGAAGAGAACUGAUUUUCUUUAGAGUAGAAUAGCAGAAAGCAGAUAUCUGCAAAGAAAUUUUACUCUUGUAUUUUUAUCGAUCACAUAUUGGUACCGGGUAUUUUGUGAUUGUUUUAUGUCCUUUAAUCUUCCUAUAUGCCCUGAAAGGUGGAUGGAUAGUUUUCUCCAUUUUACUCUGUGUAGUGUGUGGCAGACAAGCAACAGACAGGCGCACUCACUCUCCUAAGGACACUUGGAUGGGAAAGUAGAGAGCUACAUUAAGAAUCCAGGGAGCAGUUCCAGUGUGGGGGAGGUGCGAUGGGGAAGAAUUGGAGCUGAGUUGGAAAUUUGGAGAGCCUGGGGACAUUUACCACAAUAUGGGUCCGAGACUACGGAUGCCCUAUUUGUGGCUCAAUGCCCAAGGAGUAUUAUUGUAUUGUAUUGUUUUGCCAUAAAAUGCCUCCUUUCUUUUUUUUUCUUUUCUUAUAGUUGACUCAGAUGCUAAUUAAACAUUUUCUUGCCUAUAACCACACCAAUAAUAUAUAUAUAAUCACAUACACACAUAUUGUUAUACAUUUAUAUAUAAAGGUAUAACAGUUCUGUCACUGCAGAUGUGCUUACAUGGUAAUGUAUUACAUGGUAUGGGUAUGUAUUUCUCAUCUACUGUUAGAAAACUAAAGUUCAAAGAUAUUUAAUGAAGUGUCAAAAUCAGUUACUCGGCAAAUUAGGAACAGAGAUCAUCCUGGGAUGGCAGCCUACUAAAACUUCCUCUGAAUUCAAAGUUGACUUAUGGACACUAAGGAAAAAGAUUGUUUCUUACCCAACUGAUAUUGUAUUCUGAGUUGUCCUGAUACUCUGAAAUUCUAUGUAAACUUCCUAUAAUUUGCUAUUCUUGAGUCUGUAGAUGGUGGCAAUUAAGAGUAAAGCAUGACUUACAGGGGACUUGCCCAGUGGCCCUGCCCUGUUUUCCGUUAUGUUGAUUCCCCUUGGAACUUGUAAGAACUGGGUCUCCAACAGAGAUAAUCAAAAAAAUCACAUUCUGCAUAA
Messenger RNA from Marmota monax (woodchuck), 6339 nucleotides. RefSeq names its product gamma-interferon-inducible protein 16. Gene Ontology annotation, cellular component: nucleolus. Gene Ontology annotation, biological process: activation of innate immune response; positive regulation of interleukin-1 beta production; cellular response to interferon-beta. The record is from RefSeq and is a predicted model, not a curated record. Lineage: Eukaryota; Metazoa; Chordata; Mammalia; Rodentia; Sciuridae. Gene Ontology annotation, molecular function: double-stranded DNA binding. The transcript is spliced from 16 exons.